This is a messenger RNA of Rhagoletis zephyria (snowberry fruit fly), 2676 nucleotides long. The record is from RefSeq and is a predicted model, not a curated record. NCBI's taxonomy places the organism in Eukaryota, Metazoa, Arthropoda, Insecta, Diptera, Tephritidae.
AUGAAAAUGGACUGGCAACCGACACAAGACGGGCUGGACCAAAUACUUCAGCUGCUUCGGCAGUCCCAAUCAACAGAUGUACAGACGCAGAAUCAUGUCCAACAAAGGCUAGAAGAGCUGAACCAGUUUAACGACUUUAACAACUAUUUAGUCUUUGUGCUUUCACGUAUGCGCAACGAAGAUGAACACACGAGAUCUCUCAGCGGACUCAUCUUGAAGAACAACAUCAAGGGUCGGUACAGUCAGUUGCCGAGAGAAGUCAUCGACUACGUCAAGGCGGAGAGCUUAACAUGCAUAGGCGACCCUUCCUCACUGAUCCGCGCCACGGUGGGAAUCCUGAUUACCUCCAUCGUCUCACAAGGAGAACUGACAACAUGGCCUGAGCUUUUCGAUAUUCUACUGAAAAAGAUGGACUCGGAAGAUUAUUACGAAUGUGAAGGUGCUUUUAGUAUUCUACAAAAAGUCUGUGAAGAUAGCGCUGAAAUGCUCGACUCUGAGGCGUUUCGUCGUCCACUGAAUCUGCUCAUUCCAAAGUUUCUUCAAUUUUUCAACCACCAGAGCAGCAAAAUACGAUCUUAUGCUCUUUCUUGCAUCAACAACUUCAUAAUGAAUCGCACGCAAAUACUGAUGACCUAUGUUGACCACUUUAUCGAAGGGCUGUUUAAACUGGCAGCUGACACCGAUUGUCUCGUGCGGCAAAACGUUUGCAAGGCAUUUGUUUUGCUUGUUGAAGUCCGGAUGGAUAGACUGAUACCACAUAUUCAUCUGAUUAUCGAGUUUAUGCUUCUCAGCACCCAAGACAAUGACAUCAACGUGGCUCUAGAUGCUUGCGAGUUUUGGUUGACGCUCGCAGAGCAGCCCAUCUGCCGAGAAGUUCUUACGCCCCAUCUCUCUCGACUAGUUCCCAUUUUAAUGCAAAAGAUGAAAUAUUCCGAACUUGAUAUUGCACUCCUCAAGGGUGAUGUGGAGGAGGACGAGAUGAUUCCCGACAAAGAGGAGGACAUUAAGCCGCGCUUCUACCGGGGGAAAACACACGCUCGAAUGGACGACAGUGAGAACAAUGAGGCCAACUCUGAUGAUGAGGAGGACGACGACGAUUGCGACGGUGGCAACAGCGAGUGGAAUCUGCGCAAGUGUUCCGCGGCGGCACUGGACUUGCUGGCCAAUGUCUUUCACGAUGAUCUGCUGCCGGUGGUGUUGUUGAUUCUCCGCGAGACGCUCUUUCACCAAGACUGGAUCACCAAGGAGGCAGCCGUCCUGGCGCUGGGCGCCAUUGCCGAAGGCUGCAUGCUGGGCAUCAUCCAGCACCUCCACGAGCUAAUACCCUACCUGAUUCAGUGUCUGAAUGACAAAAAGGCGCUGGUCAGGUCCAUCACUUGUUGGACGCUGAGUCGAUAUUCUCACUGGGUUGUUCAGCAGAACCACGAUAGCUAUCUCAAACCUUUAAUGACUGAGCUUUUGAAACGCAUUUUAGAUUCAAAUAAAAGGGUCCAGGAAGCUGCUUGCAGCGCGUUUGCCACUCUUGAGGAAGAAGCAGGUACGGAUUUGGUUCCCUACCUCGAGUACAUUCUCAAGACACUAGUCUGUGCGUUCGGCAAAUACCAGCACAAAAAUCUUUUGAUUCUCUACGACGCAAUCGGGACGCUGGCAGACUCUGUAGGCCACAACCUGAAUAAACCCGACUAUAUUGAACUGCUGAUGCCACCACUGAUUCAAAAGUGGAACUCUCUAAACGACUAUGAUAAAGACUUGUUUCCACUACUUGAAUGCUUCUCCAGCGUAGCUACAGCCCUUCAAACGGGAUUUUUGCCCUACUGUGAGCCCGUGUACAACCGUUGCCUAUCGCUGGUUGAACAGACCCUCAAGUUUAACACGAUGUUUCUUGAAAACCAAGAACAGUACGAUCCACCAAACAAAGAUUUUCUCAUUGUGGCCCUUGAUGUCCUGAGUGGCCUAGCGGAAGGCCUUGUCGAACAUAUGAAUCCCCUCAUCGCCAAGAGCAGCAUAAUGUCUUUGCUCUACCAGUGUAUCAAGGACCCAAUGCCCGAGGUUAGGCAAAGCUCAUUUGCACUGUUGGGCGAGCUAACCAAAGCCAGCUUUGUGCAUGUUGAGCCCUGUGUCAACGAGUACAUGCCCAUUCUGGCGCAAAACUUGAAGCCUGAGUUCAUCUCUGUUUGCAACAAUGCUACCUGGGCAAUUGGAGAAAUAUCCGUCAAAUACAAACAACAAAUGCAACCUUACAUUACGAUAAUUUUGCCCCAACUUGUGAUUAACCUCAAUCAAGCCGACACACCAAAGACGCUGCUCGAAAACACUGCAAUCACGAUUGGUCGUCUUGGACUCGUAUGUCCCAAAGAAGUUGCGCCUCACCUGCAACAGUUUAUCCGACCAUGGUGCUCUUCGCUGCGCAAUAUUCGUGACAAUGAAGAAAAGGACUCUGCGUUUCGCGGCAUUUGCAGUAUGAUUAGCGUAAACCCAUCUGGGGUCAUUCAAGAUUUCAUAUACUUUUGUGAUGCGGUUGCUUCUUGGAAUAAUCCAAAAGACGACUUGAAAAACAUGUUUCUUGAGAUUUUGCAUGGCGUGAAAAACCAAGUCGGCGAAGAAAGCUGGCGUGCUUUCUCUGAACAAUUUCCUCCGAUGCUAAAAGAACGACUCGUCAAUCAAUAUGGAAUUUAG